CCUGAAAGCAAAAAACUCUUCGCCGUUAUUGUUGUUUCUUACGCCAAAGAAUAUUCCCUUCUUCUCUUUCGUCAAGAGAUCCCAAAAACAGAGUAACCAAAAAAAUAUCUUCAUUGAUUCUUCGUCCUCUGUUUUUGAUUCCGCUUUCGUGCAAAUCUCCUGAAACAGUUAAUCUUUGGGACAAUUGAAGUCUGGUCUCUUGUAGUUAUAAUCAAAGCUUAUAAUGUCAAAUAUGGAUCCCAAUUCAGUUAUACCAAAGAGGAGUUUCUUACACCAUGAGUUGUUUUCGCAAUUACAUAUACCCGGAAGCUUCGCUUUCGAAGCAUUUAGUUGUAUCUCCAAGUUUACAGGAGCUUUGCUUUGUUGGUUUUCACAUGGGAACUUGCAAAAGGAAGUAUCUAAACAUCAAUGGGGAUUAACUUGUAAGAGCUCUGAUUCUUCGAAGAAUUUGAAGCGAUUUGCAUUUGAGCAUCGGAACUUCUCUGUGUUCCCAUUUCACUAUGUAUCAAAAGAUAUUACUCCUGGCUUCUUUGGAAGUAUUUCUAAAUCCACUAUUCAGCAUUUUGUUAAUGAAGCUGAGAGGCUACAUUCGUGUUCUGUGCUCUCCUUGGCUGCGGCGUUGAUACCGUCUUUGAAUGUUAUGUCUGCUUAUGGACAUGCUCUGCCUCUAGGGAGUAAUGAUGUUCAACUUUCGGAGAAUACCGGAAAUAGGACUUGUCAGGUUGGACAUGAGGAAUAUAGUGGUUUGAGUUUUCACAAAUUAGACUGGACAAGACAAACAGUGGAGCCUCGAACAGGGAUCGAGUUCCCGAUGUUGUUGAAGGAGAAUGCUUCGCGAUCGAACUCUGAGGUGCUUGUUGCAACUGGAUCUCGGACAAUGAAAAUUAUCAGAAUUAAAUCUCUAAAAGUAUAUGCAUUUGGUUUUUAUGUUCAUCCUUCCUCGGUCUGCCAGAAGCUUGGCCGAAAGUAUGCCUCGGUUCCAGCGAGCAAACUUGACAAAUGCGAUGACUUAUACAAAGACCUUCUUAGGGAGGAUAUUGUUAUGAGUGUGAGGCUUGUGGUUAACUACAAUGGCUUGAAGAUCAAUACUGUGAGAGAUGUUUUUGAGAAAUCUCUGCGUGCUCGUUUGGUGAAGGCAAAUCCAAAAACUGAUUUCAAUUGUUUGAAUGAUUUUGGUUCAUUCUUCAGACAAGACAUUCCAAUACCCGCGGGAACAAUAAUAGACUUUCGACGAACAGAAGAUGGACAACUAAUCACAGAGAUUGGCGGUAACCUGAUUGGCGCUGUCCGAAGCAAGGAUCUUUGCAGAGCAUUUUUUGGUAUGUACAUUGGAGAUGUUCCGGUGUCAGAGCAGACAAAGGAGGAGAUUGGUAGGAAAGUGGUGGGAAUCAUAAAGAGAUGCUGAAAUUAAUUACUUGUUAGACGUCCAAUGGCCUCUGAGUUUUAGAAGAAGGCAAUUGGGUUAGAUUUACGCAGUCAUGUCUAGCUGUUGUUAAAUCAAAUUACUUUGAAAGCAGCUUGUACUAGAUUGUCUUGAUUUGUAUAAAAGUAUGUUCUAGUUGUUCUAUUCUUUUGAUGAUGGAAAAGAAGAAAUUUCGCAUCUGAUUUA
Messenger RNA from Arabidopsis lyrata subsp. lyrata, 1609 nucleotides. RefSeq names its product fatty-acid-binding protein 2. Lineage: Eukaryota; Viridiplantae; Streptophyta; Magnoliopsida; Brassicales; Brassicaceae. Bases 224 to 1405 code for a protein of 393 amino acids. Gene Ontology annotation, cellular component: chloroplast stroma. The transcript is spliced from 11 exons. The record is from RefSeq and is a predicted model, not a curated record. Gene Ontology annotation, molecular function: fatty acid binding; intramolecular lyase activity.